Molecule: messenger RNA, 1447 nt
Organism: Radiomyces spectabilis
Lineage: Eukaryota; Fungi; Mucoromycota; Mucoromycetes; Mucorales; Radiomycetaceae
Product: isocitrate dehydrogenase [NADP]
Exons: 6
Coding region: 34-1284 (416 amino acids)
Biological process (GO): isocitrate metabolic process
Cellular component (GO): mitochondrion
Molecular function (GO): NAD binding; isocitrate dehydrogenase (NADP+) activity; magnesium ion binding
Source: RefSeq, a predicted model, not a curated record
CUACUUCCAUUUCUUUUCGUAGUUGAUACAAAGAUGCCCGGCAAAAUCGUUGUGAAGAACCCCGUCGUCGACCUUGAUGGUGAUGAGAUGACCAGAAUUAUCUGGCAAUUCAUCAAGGAGAAGCUUAUUUUGCCUUAUCUCGAAUUGGACAUCAAGUACUACGAUCUUAGCGUCGAGAACCGUGAUGCUACCGAUGAUCAAGUCACCGUUGAUGCUGCCGAGGCCAUCAAGAAGUACAACGUUGGUAUCAAGUGUGCUACUAUCACUCCCGAUGAGGCUCGUGUUGAAGAAUUCAAAUUGAAGAAGAUGUGGAAGUCCCCCAACGGUACUCUCCGUAACAUCUUGAACGGUACCGUCUUCCGUGAACCCAUCGUUUUGGACAGCUUGCCUCGCCUUGUUCCCGGCUGGACCGGCCCUAUCAUCAUUGGCAGACAUGCUUUUGGUGACCAGUACCGUGCUACUGACUUUGUCGCCUCGGGCCCUGGUAAGUUCGAAAUGACCUUCACCCCCGCCGAUGGCUCCGCUCCCCAGAAGUACGAAGUCUACAACUUUGAAAAGUCCGGUGGUGUUGGUUUGGCCAUGUACAACACUGAUGAAUCCAUCAUUGGUUUUGCCCAUGCCUGUUUCCGUAUGGCCAUCGAGCGCAAGAUGCCCUUGUACUUGAGCACCAAGAACACCAUUCUUAAGAAGUACGACGGUCGCUUCAAGGAUAUCUUUGAGGAAAUCUACCAGAAGGAAUACAAGGCUCAGUUCGAUGCCUUGAAGAUCUGGUAUGAACAUCGUCUCAUUGACGACAUGGUUGCCCAGGCUUUGAAGUCCAACGGUAACUUUGUGUGGGCUUGCAAGAACUACGAUGGUGAUGUGCAGUCCGAUAUCAUUGCUCAGGGUUACGGUUCCCUCGGUCUCAUGACCUCCGUCUUGUACACUCCUGAUGGCAAGACCGUCGAAGCUGAAGCUGCCCACGGCACUGUCACCAGACAUUACAGAGAACAUCAAAAGGGUAACGCCACUUCCACCAACCCUAUUGCUUCCAUCUUUGCCUGGACCCGCGGUUUGGCUCACCGUGCCAAGUUGGAUGACAAUGCUGAACUUCUUCAGUUCACCCAGGAUCUCGAAAGAGCCUGUAUCGAAACCAUUGAGGUCGACAAGCACAUGACCAAGGAUUUGGCCUUGAUGAUUCACGGCAAGAACAUGACCCGUGAACACUACUCCACCACUCAAGAAUUCUUGCAGCAAAUUGCUGACAAGUUGGCCUCUAUCCGUGAACGCCGCGCUUCCUUGUAAACAAUUCCAUUUAUAAAAUAAUGAAUGCCGAUGGCCUGUAAUAGAAGGCAUUGUAUUCUUUCCUCACUCUUUGUUGUUUUCCGUAUAUUCGUUUACAUAUCGUUUUUGUUUUCCCCAAAUAAACCAAUGAAAGCAGUUCUGUACUGUUUGUUCAGCCAAUAUC